UGGGAGCCGUCCAAUGUCGAUCCAUAUCCCCUCUCGGGAUCUCACUCGUCGUCUAUCGAGUCGCAAAAGGCAUCGCUCCCGGCCCGGGUGUUGCACAAGGUGUACGGCAUUCCCUAUGGGCCAACGUCGCGGAUGGUGGCGACGGCGGCGAGCCAGGUGUUCCCGCUCGGAUGGCUUCGCCGCUACGGCCGCAGUCAGCUGGGUAGUGACAUUGUGGCCGGCCUAACCAUUGGCAUCAUUCUUGUGCCGCAGGCCAUGGCUUACGCGCUGCUGGCGGGCCUCCCACCGCAGUACGGGCUGUACACCGCCAUCUUUCCGGCGCUCAUGUACGGGAUCUUUGGCACGGUGCCGAACCUGUGCAUAGGCCCGUUUGCGCUACUCUCGCUGCUUGUGGCCGAGGCCGCGUCUGCAGUUUCGGGUGAGGACGGCGGAACGGAUGCGUCGCAGCGGUACAUCGAGGCGACCAUGCUGCUGUCGUUUUCACCGGCCUGGUACUCUGCGCCAUGUCGACGCUGCGGAUGGGCUUUGUCACCGUCUUUCUCUCGCCGGUCCUCAUCUCGGGCUUCACCACCGCAUCGGCCAUUCUUAUUGCCACGUCGCAGCUGAAGCACGUGUUUGGCCUUCGCCCGCCGCAAAUUGACGGCUUUUUGAGCCGUUCCGGACCAUAUACUGGCUUCUCUCUCAUCUUGACGAGGCCAAUGUGGCCGCGAUUGUCAUUGCUGUCGUCGCGGUCCUCCUCCUCUUUGGCAUUCGGUAUCUCAACACCAGGUUCAAGGCCCGGCUUCCGAUGGCGAUCCCGUCCGAGUUUGUGCUCCUUGUUCUCGCGCUUGUCUUCUCCAAGGCGCUGAGCAUAGACACGCGGUGGGACGUGAACGUGGUUGGCUCGAUUCCGGGCGGCUUGCCGUCGCUCACGGUCCCAAGCCUCGGCUCGGACAUGGUCGGUGCUGCGUUGGCCAACUCGAUCAUUCUUGCUGUCAUUGGGUUUGCCGUCUCUAUUGCCAUCGGCAAGACUUUUGAGAAGCAGCUUGAAUUGAGCGUCCGGCCCAACCAGGAGCUACUCGCCAUGGGCAUCGCCAACGUGUUUGGCUCGUUUCUACUCUCGUAUCCGUCGUGCGGCUCACUCUCACGCUCGGUUGUCUCGGCCGAGUCGGGCGUCAAGUCGCCGAUCAACAUCCUGUUCUCGUCGACGCUAGUGGCUAUCAUUGUCGCCGUCCUAACCGGGCCGUUUGAGGCCACGCCUCAAGCCGUCCUUGCCGCCGUCAUUCUGGUAGCGCUCAAGCGGCUCCUUCUCCAGGUCCGCGAGCUCCCGGCACUGUACCGGAUCAAGCGGGCCGACGGCUUGGUCUGGGCCUUUGUGUUCACCGCCGUUCUGGUUGUCGGCGUCACCGAAGGCCUCAUCCUCGGCAUGGUCUUCUCGCUUCUCAUUGUGCUGUACAAGCAAAUGCGGCCGUACACGGCGGUGAUGGGCCGGUUUCCAGGCACCAGGCUCUACGGCUCAGUGGCGCAGUAUGGCGACCAGGUCGUCGAGUGGCCGCGCAUUAAGAUCGUCCACUUUGGUGCCGAGCUCUUCUAUGCCAACGUCGCCUUUUUGGAGGACACGAUCGAGGGCGUCGUCCGCUCCACCCCGGGCCUGGCCGCCAUUGUCCUCGACAUUUCGACCUUUUCCGACAUCGACAUCUCGUCGGCGCGCGACCUCUCUCGCAUCCACGCCGACCUAACCGACCGCCACAUCCGGCUCCUCUUUGCCCACCCGCGCAAGCGGCUCCGCUCGCUCUUUGCCGCCGAAAAGACGGUGCCCAUCGAAGACAUGUUCAUCGACGUUCACGACGCCUGCCUCUACGCCAUGGAAGUCGGUCCCAUCGUCCCUGACGCCACAGACUCGGACUCGAACGGAUCGUCCACCACGGCUGCCAUCUGGCCGGGCUACGGCUCGGUCGGCUGGAGCCCCAUCCCUAGCGUUGUCUCGCUCUCAUCCGACAGUGAGCCGACCACCACCGCUCCGUCGACGCACGCCGAGCCAUCAACGGCCAUCUCGGGCCACCACCGCUCAGCACCCUCUUCGGCGCCAAGCAGCGGCAUUUCGUCGUCGUCAAGCUACUUGUCAUCGUCGGCCUCACCGACCGUUUAGCGCUUGCGCAGACACCAUGCAACUGUUGGCGUACUUAAUCAAAGAUAGUGUCGUCUC
Thecamonas trahens ATCC 50062 is the source of this 2185-nucleotide messenger RNA. RefSeq names its product sulfate transporter. Gene Ontology annotation, cellular component: membrane. The transcript has 2 exons. Gene Ontology annotation, biological process: transmembrane transport. NCBI's taxonomy places the organism in Eukaryota, Apusomonadida, Apusomonadidae. The coding region runs from base 788 to 2128 and encodes 446 amino acids. Gene Ontology annotation, molecular function: chloride transmembrane transporter activity; sulfate transmembrane transporter activity; bicarbonate transmembrane transporter activity. The record is from RefSeq and is a predicted model, not a curated record.